Messenger RNA from Eutrema salsugineum, 711 nucleotides. RefSeq lists its product as uncharacterized. The record is from RefSeq and is a predicted model, not a curated record. Gene Ontology annotation, cellular component: nucleus. NCBI's taxonomy places the organism in Eukaryota, Viridiplantae, Streptophyta, Magnoliopsida, Brassicales, Brassicaceae. Gene Ontology annotation, molecular function: RNA binding. The transcript is spliced from 5 exons. The coding region runs from base 130 to 522 and encodes 130 amino acids.
UUUUGGGGGUUUGGUUCUCAAAGGAGAAACUUCAUCGUCUCUUUCUAUCAAUUUUCAUCGUUUCUGAGACAGAGUGGGAGAGAAGUUUUAUUUUUGUUAGGAGAAGUAUCGAUUUUUGAGUUAGUUUCAAUGGAAGGUAUCACAGAAGGAGUGAACAACAUGAGCUUGGCCGUCGAUUCCCAGAAGAAGAAUCGGAUUCAGGUUUCCAACACUAAGAAGCCAUUGUUCUUCUACGUCAAUCUCGCCAAGAGAUACAUGCAGCAGUACACAGAUGUAGAGUUGUCUGCACUUGGAAUGGCCAUUGCUACUGUUGUAACCGUCGCCGAGAUAUUGAAGAACAAUGGUUUUGCUGUUGAAAAGAAGAUCAUGACUUCGACUGUUGAUAUCAAGGACGAUUCAAAGGGACAUCCUGUGCAGAAAGCCAAGAUUGAGAUAACGCUUGCCAAGUCUGAGAAGUUUGAUGAAUUGAUGGCUGCAGCCAAUGAAGAGAAGGAGGCUGCAGAAGCUCAAGAACAGAGCUGAAAUCUCAUUUUAGUGUUUUUUUUUUCUGUCGUCGAUCUGAUUUCUUCGUUUUCUAUCUCUCUGCUUAAUGUUAAACACACUUUAUUUGUUUUAUUUCGUUAAUUUUUGGCUCACUUUGAAUGUUAUCUUGGAUUGUGUUCUCUGUAUCUGUGAACGUUUUUAUCUGAGGAUCAUAGUAGGUGUAGAAAA